This is a messenger RNA of Echinococcus granulosus, 951 nucleotides long. RefSeq names its product S-adenosylmethionine mitochondrial carrier protein. NCBI's taxonomy places the organism in Eukaryota, Metazoa, Platyhelminthes, Cestoda, Cyclophyllidea, Taeniidae. Gene Ontology annotation, cellular component: mitochondrial inner membrane. The transcript has 7 exons. The coding region runs from base 1 to 951 and encodes 316 amino acids. Gene Ontology annotation, molecular function: S-adenosyl-L-methionine transmembrane transporter activity. The record is from RefSeq and is a predicted model, not a curated record.
AUGAGUACGGCAUUCUUUGCCAAUCGCGACCAUCUAGCUUCACUUUUGAGUGGUGCCACUGCUGGGUUCUGUGUUGAUAUGGCAGUUUAUCCCAUAGAUACCAUAAAAACACGCCUCCAAAGUGCCGCACAUGUAGUGAAGCCGAUAGGAGGAAGAAUGUGUCUAUUUGCUGGUCUCCCCGCCGUUAUUCUUGGCUCAGCCCCUGGAGCUGCGUUAUUUUUUAUCUCGUAUGAGACGGUAAAACAUGCUUCACUGACCUCGGGUGUUCCGCUGUGGAUGGCUUCCAUGCUUUCCGCCUGCACCGGUGAUGCGGGAUGGUGGGGUCUCUAUCGUGGUUACUGGAGCCAGGUGUCUCGUGGUCUACCCUUCUGCCUCAUUCAGUAUCCCAUUUGGGAAAUUCUUAAGCGCGGCAUGGAGCAUUACAACAGACGACAAACACUGGGCGCCAGUUCUUUUGACCUCAGUGUAGGGGAGGAGUGCUUUCCCAGUUCCACUGAGUCAACUAGCCUAUCAAAGAAACAAUUUGCAGUGUGUGGAGCCAUUGCCGGUGCUAUUGGUGGCUCCUCCACCACCCCCAUGGAUGUGGCCAAGACGAGGAUCAUGCUAGCCGAGUCGUGCUCCGCACCUUCGCCAGAUGCUAUACCACCAACGCAGCAAGAGGUCUCUGCAAAUUUGAAGUAUAAUUACUCAGCUCGCAAAGCAGACCCAUCUGCGUCGUAUUUGUCAGAACCAAACGAUUCCUACAUGAAGGGAACUCCACUGGCCUCGGGGAGUGUCACGGUCGCUUUGCGGACAAUCUACCAGGAGGGCGGAAUUUCUGGCCUUUUUGCUGGUCUGGUGCCCCGUGUUUACAUCAAGGCCUUCGGUGGUGCUGUAUUCCUCGGUCUCUACGACAUCUCCAAACGCAUGUGGCUUGCCAACCUACCUACGAAGUCUUUCGAUGCGGACUAG